CCGACCUCUGCAGCUUCUCCUUCCGGUUUCUGGAGCUCAGCAGGAAGCUUCAUGCGUCAGGACAAGAGAUUCUCAUGUUUCCACUUCAUUAUUAAUGCACUCGAGGGUGAAACUGCGCAUGUCCGCUUUCUGUGCGUCCUCGCGCGCUGCGGACAUGACGUCCCGCUGCUCUGGUCUCACCUGCAGCUUCUGGACCAGCAUCUCCUCUAACUGACCGCAGCGUGGGGAGCAACAGCCAAUCAGCUUCCAGAUAGCCUCUCAAACACGCCCCCUGCACGCACGCGCGCGCGCAGACACGCUCCCGCUUCCUCUGUAAUCCUCCGUCCUCUCCAGGCAUCAUGGCGGAAAUUAAAACGGGAAUCUUUGCGAAGAACGUUCAGAAACGGCUGAACCGGGCCCAGGAGAAGGUUUUGCAGAAACUGGGAAAAGCAGAUGAGACCAAAGAUGAGCAGUUUGAACAAGUGGUGAUAAACUUCAAGAGACAAGAGUCUGAAGGCGCUCGGCUGCAGAGGGAGAUGAAGUCCUACAUGUCUGCCAUCAAAGGGAUGCAACAGGCGUCCAUCAACCUGACUCAGUCUCUGCAUGAAGUCUACGAACCGGACUGGCACGGCAAAGAUGACAUCGUGACCAUUGGGAAGGACUGUGACGCGCUGUGGGAAGAUUUCCACAACAAACUGGUUGACUCAACUCUGCUAAACCUGGACGGAUAUCUGCAGCAGUUCCCUGACCUGAAGAUGCGUGUUGCCAAAAGAAGUCGGAAACUCAUCGAUUACGACAGCGCUCGGCAUCAGCUGGAGGCCUUGCAGGUGCCUGGGAUGAAGAACGACAGGAAGGUGAUGAAGGCAGAAGAUGAGCUUAAAAAGGCUCAGAAAGUUUUCGAUGAGCUGAACGUCGGCCUUCAGGAUGAGCUGCCGACUCUCUGGGAUCGCCGAGUCGGUUUCUACAUCAGCACCUUCAGGUGUGUCACCAGUCUGGAGGCCAAGUUUCACCGAGAAAUCUCACUGGUGUGCAGGGAGCUGUAUGAAGUCAUGACGAAGCUAGGGGAGCAACACUCUGACAAGAUCUUCACCAUCCAAGGAGCUCCGAGUGAUUCUGGACCGCUGCGCCUCGCCAGAACCCCGUCACCACCGGAAGACGAGACUCCCCCAGAGAGCCCAGAUGCCAGCUCCAAUCACAUGCUCCGCCCAGUUUCACCUGGUCCGCCCCGGCCAAAAUCCCCAAUUCAGUUUAAAAAGGGUCCACCGGUUCCUCCACCUCCUAAAGUCACACCCACUAAAGAAGUGGCAGAAGAGCAAAUCAUUGACUUGUUCGGAGGAGAAUUUUUACCUGCUCCUUCACCUUCUCAGCCAAAUGAACGACCAGGAGAGUCUCUUCUUGACAUGGACUUUGAUGCUUUCCAGCCGGAUGAAAGUGUUUCACCGAUUCCUCAGACGGCUGUACCGUGGGACAUGUGGUCGGGAAAUGCCCAACCUACUCAGCCUGCUGCCGAUGCUGGAUUUGUUGCUGACUGGUCUGCAGACUUUGGUUCGAUGUCAGCAAAUGGAGAUGUUGCUUCGGCUACAGUCCCGGUUGCUUCAGGAACUCUGGCUGACAUGCCAGAGGGGGAGCAGGUCGGUGUUCAGGGCGGAGCUGAGUGCUGGCCCCAGGCGGAAAGCUCACUACCAGGUGGAGACACAACUGCUGUCCAGGACAGUGAGCCCAGAGACCAGGGAGAUGAGGAUGCUGCUGCUCCAUCAUUUUUUACAGAUUUUGAUAAGAUGAAUGAGAGUGAAACAACAGAAGAAGGUCCUGCAGCAUCCCUGAAACAAACAGACAAUGAAUUAAAAGAGGCUACAGCGCCCCCUGCUGGAGAACAGUGUGCGAGUCCAUCUCUUCUUGCUGAUGACGAAUUUGAACAGCAGCCUCUGGAAUCAAAAGUGGAGGAAGCUCCAGCUCCCCCUGCUGGUAAAGCCCAAGAACAUGAGGCUCCUAUUGAUGAUGAAGAGGACGACAAACCUUCAGAGAAUCAGCAGGAGGAAGAGCCAGCUACUAAAGCUGGAAGUCCGGAGAAGCCAGAGCCUGCUGAGGUUCCUCUGACUGAGACCAAAUCAUCUGGAGGUGAAGCCGCUCCAUCGGAGAAGAUGCCCAUCCCCUCUGUAGUGAUUGAACCUGCCUCCAGUAACGAAGGUGACGAUGACCGAGAUGCUGACAUCAUCUCACCUACAGCUGUCGGCGACGACAAGGCGACGCCACAAAGCCGCGGCCUCAAACACAUGAGUCCAUCAGGCGGAGGCUCAGGAUUUCCUGAUGACUUUCUGUACAAGGUGGAGACCAUGCAUGAUUUUGAGGCUGCAAAUUCAGAUGAGCUUGAACUGAAAAGAGGAGAUGUGGUGUUGGUGGUGCCUACUGCUUCAAUGGAAGAUCAAGAAGCAGGCUGGCUCACAGGCAUAAAAGAAAGUGACUGGUCAACCCUUGGCGUUGGUGCACAAAGAGGACUUUUCCCUGAAAACUUUACCCAGCGUUUGAAUUAACAACUUUAUGUAAGAGAUCAAGAGGAAUCAAUCAAAUAUGUAUGCAAUCUGCCAAGACAGCAUGUACAGUAGCUGAGCCUGUUCAGUUUCAGGAAACUAACCUGCAGCACUGUUGCGUUGACAGCUGCUGAAACAUAACACAUCGGUUCCUUCUCAGCAUGAAGUCACCCUGUUGUACCUUCUCUCUGAAUUACAUGUUUCCUUGUAUUAAAACUAGAAAUAUUUAAUGGAGAAUUUUUGCUGAAAUGCAACAUAAAGGAUAAAUUAUGUCUAAUUUUUUUAACUGUGUAAAACUAAGGAGGUGACGUGUAGCUCCCUCGCAGCAUGUGUUGUAAUUAACUUGAAAAAUCUGAUCGACUUUGUGCAGUGAUCUAUUUCAGUGCUUUUAUGUGUGAUAUGAAAAUAAUGAGUCCUGUGUCUUGAUUUUAAUGGUCAUUGUUGCUGUGGUUCUUUAGUCACUGUUUUAUUGUUUCAUAAUGUUGGUGGAUGUUUGGUUCAUGUGUGAUAAAAUGUUUCUGGAAUCCUGAUAUGAAUUAUCUGAGGAUUUAUGAAAAUCACUUCAAGAAUGAUUGAAAUUACAGAAUUUUCCUUAAUGAAAAUCCAAGUCAACCUGUUUAUGUUGAAAAAAACCCAGAAUGAACUAUAUAAUAUAUAAAAUUUAAUAUGCAAUCGUUGUUGCUAUGAUUGACAAUGUGACUUAAAGACUCAAAUAGAUAAAGUAAAAUGUCUUCUGUUAGCAAAUUACUGGCUACCUGUAGACAUUAAGUAAUGUAGAAAACCUGUUUAAAAAACAAAUAAAGCAUAAUUUAUAAAUCAA
Messenger RNA from Xiphophorus hellerii (green swordtail), 3327 nucleotides. RefSeq names its product amphiphysin (gene amph). Gene Ontology annotation, cellular component: cytoplasm; plasma membrane; synaptic vesicle. Gene Ontology annotation, molecular function: phospholipid binding; protein binding. Bases 339 to 2510 code for a protein of 723 amino acids. Gene Ontology annotation, biological process: synaptic vesicle endocytosis. Lineage: Eukaryota; Metazoa; Chordata; Actinopteri; Cyprinodontiformes; Poeciliidae. The record is from RefSeq and is a predicted model, not a curated record. The transcript has 22 exons.